Molecule: messenger RNA, 477 nt
Organism: Williopsis jadinii
Lineage: Eukaryota; Fungi; Ascomycota; Saccharomycetes; Phaffomycetales; Wickerhamomycetaceae
Gene: POP5
Product: RNA-binding protein POP5
Exons: 1
Coding region: 1-477 (158 amino acids)
Biological process (GO): tRNA 5'-leader removal
Cellular component (GO): ribonuclease P complex
Source: RefSeq, a predicted model, not a curated record
AUGGUCAGACUCAAAGCUCGUUAUAUCCUGUUCGAUAUACUUACAGUUCCUCGAGAACCUCUGACUCGGUGUACGGAAAAAGAGCUCCUAUUGACUAUCCACAGCACAACUUCACCCUCAUUGACACAACGACAGAUUGCCGACCUCAUCAGGAAACAAGUGCUAAAGCUAUUUGGAGAUUUCGGUAAUGGUGUCUUGUCCUCCUCUAUGGUGGUUAAAUAUUUCUCCUCAAAGACUUCUACUGGUAUAAUACGAUGUUCAAGGGAUUAUUACCAAAUGGUGUGCUGUGCGUUAACUACAAUCACAAACGUGCUUGGUAAAGACGUUAUAAUACGGGUACUAAGUGUAAGUGGCACUAUAAAGAAAUGUGAACAAGCUGCUAUUGAAAGGAAUAGACAAUUAAUGAGGAAGUUAAAUACCAAGAUUGAAGAAGAUGGUAUACUCGACAUUGACGAAGACGAUGAGGACACUGAUUAG